Molecule: messenger RNA, 1899 nt
Organism: Diospyros lotus (date-plum)
Lineage: Eukaryota; Viridiplantae; Streptophyta; Magnoliopsida; Ericales; Ebenaceae
Product: adenosylhomocysteinase
Exons: 2
Coding region: 98-1555 (485 amino acids)
Biological process (GO): L-methionine cycle
Cellular component (GO): cytosol
Molecular function (GO): adenosylhomocysteinase activity
Source: RefSeq, a predicted model, not a curated record
UCCAUCUUCCUCCCUCGCCUGGCCGCAUCUCCUCCCUUCCCUGCUUGCUUUCACAGUCGUCGGAGAGAGAGACACAAAGAGAGAGAGAGAGAGAGGAAUGGCGUUGCUAGUAGAGAAAACAAGCACCGGCCGUGAGUACAAGGUGAAGGACAUGUCUCAGGCCGACUUCGGGCGGCUCGAGAUCGAGCUCGCAGAGGUGGAAAUGCCUGGCCUCAUGGCUUGCCGCACCGAGUUCGGGCCCUCCCAGCCCUUCAAGGGCGCCAAGAUCACCGGAUCGCUCCACAUGACGAUCCAGACCGCCGUCCUCAUCGAGACUCUCACUGCACUUGGCGCCGAGGUCCGUUGGUGCUCCUGCAACAUCUUCUCCACUCAGGAUCACGCCGCCGCGGCGAUCGCUCGUGACUCGGCCGCCGUGUUCGCCUGGAAGGGCGAGACUCUGCAGGAGUACUGGUGGUGCACCGAGCGCGCCCUAGAUUGGGGCCCUGACGGUGGCCCCGAUCUCAUCGUCGAUGAUGGCGGCGACGCCACGCUGCUCAUUCACGAGGGGGUGAAGGCCGAGGAGGAGUUCGAGAAGUCCGGGACGGUUCCAGACCCGAACUCGACCAGCAAUCCCGAGUUUCAGAUUGUUCUGACUUUGAUCCGAGAUGCAUUGAAGACGGAUCCGAAAAAGUAUAGGAGGAUGAAGGAGAGAUUGGUUGGGGUUUCGGAGGAGACCACCACUGGUGUCAAGAGGCUUUACCAGAUGCAGGCUAACGGCACCUUGCUCUUCCCUGCUAUCAACGUCAAUGACUCUGUCACCAAGAGCAAGUUUGAUAAUUUGUACGGAUGCCGCCAUUCACUUCCCGAUGGUCUGAUGAGGGCCACCGAUGUUAUGAUUGCCGGCAAGGUUGCAGUGGUCUGUGGUUAUGGUGAUGUGGGCAAGGGCUGUGCAGCUGCCUUGAAGCAAGCGGGAGCCCGAGUGAUCGUGACCGAGAUUGAUCCAAUCUGUGCUCUUCAGGCUCUCAUGGAAGGCCUCCAAGUUCUAACUCUCGAAGAUGUGGUCUCACAAGCCGAUAUCUUUGUCACCACCACUGGCAACAAGGAUAUCAUCAUGGUGGACCACAUGAAAAAGAUGAAGAACAACGCGAUCGUCUGCAACAUUGGUCACUUCGACAAUGAGAUCGACAUGCUCGGGCUUGAGACCUUCCCUGGCGUGCAGAGAAUCACAAUCAAGCCCCAAACCGACCGGUGGGUUUUCCCCGAUACCAAGACUGGCAUCAUUGUCUUGGCCGAGGGGCGUCUCAUGAACUUGGGCUGCGCCACAGGGCACCCAAGCUUCGUGAUGUCUUGCUCCUUCACAAACCAAGUCAUUGCCCAGCUCGAGCUGUGGAAUGAAAAGUCCUCCGGGAAGUAUGAGAAGAAGGUUUAUGUUUUGCCCAAGCACCUUGAUGAGAAGGUUGCUGCCCUUCACCUUGGCAAGCUUGGAGCUAACCUCACCAAGCUCACCAAAGAACAGGCUGAUUACAUCAGUGUGCCCGUUGAGGGUCCUUACAAGCCUACUCAUUACAGGUACUAAGGAAACAGAGAACACCAUUCCAAAGCCAAGAAACAUUUUACUUUCAAGAUGAUUUUUUCCCUCCCUUACUUUACAGUGGAUGGAAGUUUCUCAUUUUUUAUUUGGUUUUCUUUUCUCUUUCUUUCUUCCUUUCUUUUUUGUCUCCUUUUGUGGAUGGGUGGUUGGGAGGAAAGAACUAGCCUCUUCACUGUUGAAGAAGGCAAAAUGGGUUUGAAUAAAAUCUUGAGCAUUGGGCUGUGUGAGUUGUCUUAUAGGUUCGCCUGCAGUUUAGACAUGCUGCAUUUGAUUACUACUAUUGAACUUCUUAUAAAAAUUGAAGAGGAAAUGUGUUUGCCUCUUGUUUU